Messenger RNA from Haliotis rufescens (red abalone), 5997 nucleotides. RefSeq names its product ETS-related transcription factor Elf-2-like. The record is from RefSeq and is a predicted model, not a curated record. The transcript has 9 exons. NCBI's taxonomy places the organism in Eukaryota, Metazoa, Mollusca, Gastropoda, Lepetellida, Haliotidae. Gene Ontology annotation, biological process: cell differentiation; regulation of transcription by RNA polymerase II. Gene Ontology annotation, cellular component: nucleus. Bases 230 to 2440 code for a protein of 736 amino acids. Gene Ontology annotation, molecular function: sequence-specific DNA binding; DNA-binding transcription factor activity, RNA polymerase II-specific.
GCUGUCAGGUCAAGAGUUGGCCACACGGAUCAGACAUAACUGUCACUGGUGGUCAGCUGGGUCUGUACAGUGUACAGGGUACAUAUGUACACACGAUGCUGUCUGCAACGGUUGUGGUUGAGUGACGUCCAUGUCAAGUGGUGUGUGAGUCAGCUGACACAGUGGUGUAGAGGGAGUGUUGUGGUCUUCAUGUCGGUUUGUUGAUACUUGGAGGAUAAUCGGUGAAACAAUGGUCGAUGUUGCGACACCUGGUUGCAGCAGCAAUGACAGCAUGGAUAUGACAUCGUCCACUGUGAGCGAUGACAUCGUACCAAGGGGAGAGAGGUUUGCAGUGCCCAUGACCAGUCGUGGUCGUAAUAGGCGUAAGAAGUCAUCUAUUCAAAGCACAAGUGUCAUACAUCCCAUCGUCGACGACCACCUCCCUGUACCUCGAACCAGCAGUGCCUGCAACAUGUUUAUAGCAUCUUCUUCGUGCAGCAAUAACCACAGACAGCGUAACAAAGAUUUCACGCUGCCUGGAAGUAGCAAUGAUGUGUUUACUUCAUUCUCUCCUCGACGUGAUGGCGUUAUACAGCAGAAAGAUGACAAUUUCAAAGUUCCUGGGACUAGCAGUGCUUUUAAUCUUUUAACAGCGCCAUCUUCAUACAGCGAUGACGUCAGUGGGCAAGUUGAUGACAAUUUCCCUGCGCCUGGCUCUGGCAGUGCUUUUAACAGAAAUAAAGCGCCAUCUACCCUAGGUAAUGACGAUAUGCAGUGGAGAGAUUUAACAGCGCCAUCUACUCGAAGUAAUGACGUCAUGCAGCAGAGUAUUGACGACGAUUUUAAUAUGCCUGAAUCUAGCAGUGCCUGUAGUAUGUUUACAUUGCCAUCUUCCUGUAGUGAUAAUGGUAUGAAAGAGAGAGUUUCUGCUGAUUUCACAGUGCCUUGGACAAGCCACCCUUUCGAUGUGGAUAUGAGGUCAUUCCUGAACAGAAACGUGGGCAAGAGUCCAAUGUUGUCCACAGGGACAAAUGACAUUAAUGAUGAAGAUCCCAUGUCUAGCAGUUUUCACAAUCGCUGUGAUACGAAAUAUGACUCCAAGCAACGGAAUGACAGUGGAGUUUCAUUGUCAGAUUGUGAAUAUGUGGAAAAGCAUAAUAAUUUUGUAUAUAGCAAAGAUGGCCAAUUGUCUUCAUCUGACAGUGCUUUGGAUGACACUUUCAAAGAUCAACAUUCCAUUUCAUACUUGGACCAAUCCGUUAAACAUUCUGUGAUGCACACUGACGGUGCCUUCGAUUGUGACAAUACUGCUGACAGUGGACCAAUCAAACUGCCCGAUGCAUUCCCCUCCAGCUUCUGUGAUACUCCUGCCUCAACACUGGAGAGCGGCCCAUCUGUGAUAGUGGAACGACAACCACGUGAUUUUAUGAAGUUGCUCAGUGAGCGUCUGCAUGUCCCUGACUGCGAUGAGUUCGACACGGACGACAGUCAUCAGAUACAUUGCCAACUGUUCUACCGGAGUCUGAGGCUGGAAGUCAACGAGAAGAUCAUCUCAGACACCGAUUCUGACAGUGCUGACUCAGGGGUCUCCGAGCACCGGAAACGUUCCUUCCACAGGCGACGAAUGAGCAGGUAUCGCUACAGAGUGGAUGCAUGCGAGCAGCAACAGAAGAAUGGCCGCCAAGUGGCAGCAGAGGCAUUGCUUAGUAUGGAUUCCCCGACUAACAGCAUGGAGAGCAAGACCUUCCUCCACGGGAUCCUGCACGACCAGCAACCCUCUUUGCCUCCCAGUCCUGCAGACAGCGGUGUCUCAGACAUUGACAGCAACUCCGACGACAUAAAAAUGAGAUUACAUGGUUCUUACACAUUCAUCCCAAGUCCCCCUGUACCAGGCCCCAGUCCGUUCAUCCCCCCAUACUGCCAGCCACCCCCAGCACACCAGCCCCUCCCCGCACACUUCAACACAGCUACACAUAUCGCCAUGAGACCAGACCAUGUGUAUCAGAACAACCUCCUCCCCACACCAGUCCAGCAUGCCGGCAGCGAAGGCUCACCCAGCAACACCCCUCCAGCCUCCCCAGACAGACCCAAGAGCAAAAAAGGUCGCAAACCCAAGAACCCUGAGUACCCAAUGAACAGCCAGCCUAAGAGGAAGCGAGAAGGCAACACAACAUACUUGUGGGAGUUCCUUCUAUCCCUGCUGCAGAAUCGCGAAACAUGUCCACGGUAUAUCAAGUGGACAAACAGGGAAAAGGGAAUCUUCAAGUUGGUUGACUCGAAGGCUGUGUCGAAGCUUUGGGGGAUGCACAAGAAUAAGCCCGAUAUGAACUAUGAAACAAUGGGAAGAGCACUAAGGUACUACUAUGCAAGAGGAAUAUUAAACAAAGUCGACGGGCAGAGACUUGUGUAUCAAUUCGCAGAGGUUCCAAAGGGGAUAGUAGAGAUCGACUGCCAUAGUUAGUGUGUCAGACCCGAUGUGUACAUGUUGACUGAGCGUGACGGUGCCUGGCACUGACCAAUCGUAACCCAGCACUUACACCAGCGACCCAACCACUGUGAUAGAUCUCCGUAUGCUCCAGACCUUUAUUCCCUGUCAAAGGACAGAGGCAGCAGGCAGGGUAAUUGAGGGCGGGAGCUCAACUCUGCCCCCUCGUUCCCUGCCCUGGGACAGAGGCUGCAGGCAGGUGAGGGAGGGUGGGAGCUCAACUCUGUGCUUGUGAUGGCCAGCUUGGAUACUAACAGUCUACAAAGUUCCCCAGCAGGAUUCAGAAUGAUCCUGGAAAGUGGCUGAACAGAAACUUCCGACAGCUCCAUGCUAGUUGCUCCGGAUCUGAGGCUGUGAUGUCCCGAGUGCUCUCUGAGUGCUGCGUGAAGAGAACUAGAACGUCAGUUGCCUUGACAAUUGUGUUGGGCAGCUUUCUGUAGAUAUAGGCAGCAUGCCCGUCUUAUGGUGCUGUUGUUGCAGUGACACAGAAGGACCCGUUUACUGGUUGCAGUGGAAUGAUCAUCUGUCAUUAUGGACAACACUACCAUCAGUACCAGUGACUUCAUGUAUUAACUGAUAUAGUGUUAACUGGUCGCUCUCUAAAGGAAAACAAAUAUUUUUAGAAUUGACAAUAGCUGGUGAUGAACCUGUUCUAUAGACAGUGGUCAGUUACCAUGGUUACCACCAUUAGAUUUGAAAGUCAUCUUCCAUUCCAUAAAUCACUCCAUCAGUUUAGUUUUACAUACUGGGGAUAUUCCCCGAAAGGCCAGUACCUACCAUGGAAAUAUUACAAAAUAUCUCAGUCGUGUGUACCCAUUUUCAGACUGUGUGACUGCUAGAGAGUGAAAGAUGUAGUCGAGUUAUAAGAAUGAUGUGUGAGUGUGUGUGAGAUUAUGAUUAUGGCAUGAGAAACUCUAUGACCCCUUAUCUUUACGAGUGGACAUCAAUCUAGGCAUUGUUGCCCUCAAACUGUGUGAUAUGUAGAACCCUGUUGACGAAGGGACUUGCCCUGGACUGCUUUGUGGGCUGCCUGGUCCCCAUCAGAAGGCUGGACCCGUUUGGGUCUGAAGUCAUGAAGUAUUGACGUGUGAGGCCUCGGUGAUGUGUUCUUUUGGAGGACGAAUCAUAUGUUGCUGCCACUACUGUUUUACUUGCAGCAGAGGUUUUACUGGUUUUAUUUGAGUUUAGUGGUGUUGACUGUUUGACAGCGUGCAACCUAGGCUCUCAUCACUGACAGGAUGUUGGGUGGACCACCUUUUAUAAACAUAUUAGUUGUUGUCUUGUUGUAUUGUUGAUUAUUCCAACAGAUUUUAUUGGUUUUCUGGCAUGAGGCUGCAACUGGAUAAAAAGUGACCAUGUGCCCAGUUAUCAGCGGUUUCAUGGCCAUUCUGUGAAUAGGUCAAUGGUUGCAGCCUACUGCCAGAUGUAGAGACCCAUUUCAUGUUAAUUUGUGUUGCGUCCUUACACUGACAUUGCAGUGAGAUUUUCUACUGCAGUUGGCUUCCAUUGUUUUGCUGUGCAUUCCAAGGUAAAUCAGCAGCCCAUCUUCUAGAAUGCUGUGUUCAUUUUGAUAGCUUCACUGGUGCCAGUGAUCACAGUUCUGUUUUGUAUGCCCACAAUAUGGGGUCCCGAUCAGCAGCAUCUUCCUGUCAGGUUCUUGGGCUGAGCUAGCACUGAUACCCAAUGGAUCAAAUCUCUCAUUUGUGAUGCCCAUUUGCGCCAAACCUUUCACAGUGAAGCUCAUGGGCCUAAUUUCAACCUGUGCCCACACUCCUCUGGCAGACCUAGCCUCUAUGGAUUAAAUAUGUAGAUAUCAAACAAAAUGUAUAUUUUUAGGAAAAAUCCUACUGCCAGGGCUGUCCAUUCGAAAGUGUUCUGAUGGUCAGGUUUGGUUGAACUCUGGAAGAAGUCUGACGAGUGAUACCGUCAGCUGUAGUUACGACAUAGAUGUGCCUUAAAACUGUAGUGUAUGCAGAAGCCUGCGCGCCUGCCCCCAUCUGAUCAUUGGCUACCCAGCUCAUUCUGUUCACUGUGAGCUGGAUUCAAUGGUCUAAUUCACUAUAAUGAAAACCUCCCCGACUUAAUGACGAAGGUUAACAUAUAUGCAGAGUAUACACUUAUACUAGUGUUUUGGUAUCCAUCCUAAGACAAUAACGCAUGACGCACAUGAUUCACAGAGGUAAUAUUUGUAGAUUGGUACAGUUGUAGAUUUUUACCUGCCUAAAGUAAAAUCUUUGAAAUGGUAAAAUCAAACUUGUAAUUUGUGCAAGGUUGAUUUCAUCUUCUAUAAAGCAUGUAAAUGUCUCUUUCGAUUAUUUGUAAAUCUCAAUCUGAUAAUCUAAUGUUGCUCAUAAGUAAAGAUUGUAGUCUGUCUCAUGGUGAUAUUACAUCUUCAAUAUUAUGGAUAAAAAUUUACAGUUACAAGUUUAUUUUUGUUUCUUAAAUAACAAAAUCUUUAAAGAAAAGUUUUGCCAUCACACCUAAAGGUUUUUUGAUGAUGUAACCUAUGAAAAGGGUUUUUGAUGAUGUAAGCCAUGUUUAACUUCAGUGAUUGAGCCAAUUAUAUUAUGGAUUUGUUGUCUCGGUCAGGUUAUGAAAAAAAAAAGAGUGUCAAGCUCAGAAUGUUAUGACCUUCAGUUUAUAUUUUCCUACUAUUGUUACUGCUGUUUUGGUAUAUGUUUGUAAGUAAUUAACAGUUAAUGAUCACAGUGAGAUCUGAUGUACCAGAUUUACUUGUUAGUUUUGUGAUGUCAUCGGUAAAUUAUUGAAAAAUUGUUCUGUUUUUAUUGAAUGUUAUUGUUUAAAAUGAAUUCAAAUGAUUUAGGGAACAAGGACAAAUUCGAAUGAAGUAGUUUGGGAAUCAGAUUAUGGACAUUUUUCUUGUAUGACAAUUUGUUUAGAUUGAUAAAGACCAAUCUUUAUGGAAUAUAGUGAAACGGGCAGUAGCCUCAAUAGGCUGGUGAAACUACACUGGCAUAACCUAGCAGCUUGUCCAGGUGGCUCCCUCUAGAUUGUCUCCAUGUUAGUGACGUUGAUUAAGAGGCAGGGCACGUAGGGUCACAGUAAGCUUUGACAUGCAUACCUCGACAGUAUGGUAUGAAAAUGUCAAGAGAAUUGCAUUUAACUUUGUCAUGAAAUUUAUUGUCUACAGCUGCAUGGCAGCCAUGUUGACCCCCCAUGUGCCCAGUCAGUGAAACGCCUUCACUAAUGCUUCCUUUACGUUUGCGAGUAGGCUUGUUCUGUAUGAAAAAAAAAAUCAAUGCACAGGAAUAGGUCUACAAAUUUGCUAAUUUCGAAAGUAUGGAGAGUUACCUGCCCAUGGAGUUCGCAACACAAGAGGGAGCCACCUAGAAUGAUUAACGAACAGGUUCAGGACCUUGUGGUCCACAUUUACACAUGUACAGUGCUACCUUGUUAAGGAAAGGAUCUCUCUAUUUGUACUGUAAAAUUGUAUAUAAUGCCUCUGAUUGGUUAGAUUUCUAAUCAAUUACAUGUUAUAUCUGAAUAAAGUAGUUAAUUAUUUUUGAAAAAUA